This is a messenger RNA of Plenodomus lingam JN3, 369 nucleotides long. RefSeq lists its product as uncharacterized. The record is from RefSeq and is a predicted model, not a curated record. Lineage: Eukaryota; Fungi; Ascomycota; Dothideomycetes; Pleosporales; Leptosphaeriaceae.
AUGAGUGUCUUAUUUGGAAAUGUCAUUUGGGAAAAGGGGCUGCUAGUCUGUACCUACACAUCCAGAAGAUUAGGGUACUAUCGUGGAGAAGAACAAGAGCUUUCAGGAGCUAGAAAUCGUGAAGCUGAAGUUGAAGCUGUCAUGGCCUGCAUACCCCCUGCGUCAAUGGUUGCAGAGCCGCAGAUGGCGUUAUGCAUGGGCAUCCCUGGUCGAUGUGCUAAGGCCUCCACGGGAAACGCUCUGACCACUACCUUAUGGCGGCCCUGCACGAAUCCUGGCCUGGUGAGCCAAAGCGUAUCACGCCAACCUCCAGGCGGCAUCAACGCCACUACCGCUGAUGAAGAGCUGAGAAGGACUCUCGAUGUCUAG